Messenger RNA from Penaeus monodon (black tiger shrimp), 2580 nucleotides. RefSeq lists its product as uncharacterized. The record is from RefSeq and is a predicted model, not a curated record. Lineage: Eukaryota; Metazoa; Arthropoda; Malacostraca; Decapoda; Penaeidae. Gene Ontology annotation, biological process: GPI anchor biosynthetic process. Gene Ontology annotation, cellular component: endoplasmic reticulum membrane; Golgi membrane.
AUGGGAUUAAGAGGUCAGGGGUCAGGGGAUCGUGGAGAGAAUGAGGCAAUCAGUGAGUCAGUGAGUCAAGGAAACAGUGAGCAAGUGUACAACUUCCUGCCGAGCAUCAGCGCCGUGACAGGAGUGUCGCCGCAGCGGUACUUGUGGCGCGUUGCCGUCGCCCUGCACAUCUCCCCCCGUCUCCUGGUGGCGUGGGUGGCACGGGCGUACUACAACUCCCUCGCCGCCCACGUGCCUGCCGCGCGCCGCCCCGCCUACCUGACGCUGGUGGCCGCAUCCUUCUACCUCAACCUGACGGAGUUGGCGACGCUGUGCGGGGUCACGUAUAUCUCUAACAAGGAGAAUUAUCCUGUUCACGAAAAGCUGUUCACGCUGUUCAUGCUGGUGUCGCUGGUGUACAUGCUGUGCGUGAUCCGGGUGCUGCGUGCGGUCAAGGAGCAGCUGUCCCCGCGCCUGCUAAGGUCCUUCGCGCAGAAAAAGUGGCUGUUUGGGGUGAAACUCACUUCUACAGGCGGGUUACUCUUCUUCUUCUGGAGACACCGGGUCUAUUGCCAGCCCAUGGCGUUCAGCUGGUUCUCCCUGUGCGAGUACGUGAUCGCCACCUGCAACAUGCUGUACCACGUGAGCGUCGCCCUCGACUUCUCCGAGGAGCACCUCAUCGUGGGCCACAUCAUCUCCUCGACGGCCGCCCUCGCCUCGUCCGCCUCCACCAACUCCAUCUCCACCGCGGCCUCCUCCUCGCACCGCCACUCCGUCUCCACCUGCGAGUCGCUGGCCACGUGCGAGGGCGGCGCCACGCCCACGUCGCCCCCCACCAGGAACGGGCGGCUGGACGAGGCGCUCGCGGCCGAGGGCUCGCUCCCGGCGACGCCGCAGGCCCUGCCGCAGCCUGUGGGCGUCGGCCCGCCCGCGGGGAAGGCCGGCCGCGGCGAAGGCCGAAAGCCCCGCGGCGGAGGUGCCCUCGUGCGGCGCGGGCGGCGCGGGCCUGGGGGCGGCGGAGGAGGAGGCGCCGCCGGCUGUGGUGCACCAAGUCCUCAACACCAUCCACGAGGGCGCCGAGCCGCCGGCGCAGCGCGUGAACGGGCCGGCAGAGUCGCCCGCGGCCGCGCUGGUGCAGCGAAGACCAGCCCAGAACAGCGCAAGUCAGCCCACGCCCGCACAGGGCGCCCCCGCCGCCUCUGCACCCCACGCCCACAGCGAGUGAGGCGGGGACUUGGAGACUCCGCCCAUCUGCCCGGAGAGUGUAAGCGAGGGCGCCUGCACGCCGCCCGUCGCCUCGGUGGAGGCCGCCCCGCGCACGAAGGAGCCGGAGACGUUUCCGCGCCAGGCCUCCCGCAGGAGGCCCGGGCCUUGGCGGCAGCGAGCGAGGGGCGCGGGACGCCGCCCUCGAGCCCUCGCCGCCGGCGGCGCACGCAGGACGCCUCGGGCUCUCGGCGUGUCCCUGAGAGCUCCCUGCCGAGGAGUCCGGCGGGAGGGCGCCUCGCCGAAGGGGCGCGACGAGGGGCCGACGGCGGGGGCGAGGGACGGCUCGGUCGGCCGGGCGUCGGCCUCGCGGGCGCGGCUUCGCUCCUGCCUUCGCCCGGAGGCCCCGUCGUAGCUAAGCUGAGAUUGUAUAAUAUGCCGCAGGUUUCUUUAAGAUGCAACAGUAUGAGCGCACUUCCUCGGGGUUCUGGCAUCACUGUUCUCAUCCCUAAGAGGGUUGAAGCCCUCGCUGGUAAGACUGUGGGCUUAGCGUUCCUGUGUGUUGGUUUCUAUCAGGUUAUUCAGAAAUACGUGUUUAUUGAAUGUUCAUUACUUAAAUAUGCCUUGCGAAUUGCCCUUAACUCAGCGGAAUGCAGUGGCGUGUUCCAGUUGCAGAAUUGCGUCGAAGACUGGUCGUGUCCCAUCGUAAGGGACCGACGAAAUGUUUCUAAACAUGAGUAUUUUUAUGCUCGUGUACUGGUGACAUAUCGUGAAUGUUCUCCUGUUUCUCUGGAUUUGAACAGAAGGAUCGUAUUAAGACCUGCGACUCCAUAUGGCAUUUUAGCCCGUGAGUCGCUUUCCGCAAGUGAUGUCACUCUGUUUGCACGUGAUCAUCCUCUCCCUUCCUAUUUCCUAGGACGACGCAACCCCUUUGCUGAUAUCCUGCACAGUCCGGGAAUGGGCGUAGGGCUAUCUUUAGCUCAUAGGCUGUACCACGACAAUCUAAACACGGGUUUGAGCAUCUAUGAAGUGCCUACAAAUCCCAUGAGAUGCCAUUUAACUGUCAUAAAAAAGGUGCCCAUGAUUGAGAAGUGGCACAGAAAGAGUUUAUCUCCUGAGGGAGACUCUGACCAAGGUACUCAGGUUGAGGAGUCACUCUGGCCGCAUUUCUUGAACUUCUUCGUUGCUCUGUUGUCCAGUCUCCCCUCGCUGAACACUGGGAUAAGGAUGAUUGUGAUAACGCCACUGAUAACAGGCGUCUCUGGUCUGAUGUUGGGUAGCACGUGUGCGGCAUCGGAACCCUGGCCAUUAUACUUGGGUGAAGAAGGCGUUGUCUUGCACGACAGUAAUCGUUCAACAGGUCGACGGCACAAGCAACGCUGCCUGUGCCACCUCUGA